Aspergillus versicolor CBS 583.65 is the source of this 2967-nucleotide messenger RNA. RefSeq lists its product as uncharacterized. Gene Ontology annotation, cellular component: membrane. Gene Ontology annotation, molecular function: transmembrane transporter activity. The record is from RefSeq and is a predicted model, not a curated record. Gene Ontology annotation, biological process: transmembrane transport. The transcript has 12 exons. The coding region runs from base 1 to 2967 and encodes 988 amino acids. Lineage: Eukaryota; Fungi; Ascomycota; Eurotiomycetes; Eurotiales; Aspergillaceae.
AUGGCCGACUGCUACCAGAGAAUAGAAAAGUUUCAGGUGCUCCAGAUCGCUCUAGAGGAGCAGGGACUGGAGCUUACCCCCGAUGGGCGGUACGUACGCUGGGCCAGCAAUAAUUUGAACCAUCCAAGGAACUGGAACAAACUCCGAAAGGCAUACGACAUCGGCCUCAUCAUUUUUCUUGAAUUCUAUACAACGGCCAUAAAUGCGUCUGGAGCGACGGCAGCAAAAGAUGCGCUGCACGAAUUUGAUAUCGACUUGACUUUUGCCGUAUUUCUCUUUGUCUCGACGUACUGCCUGGCGCAAGCUAUCGGAAACGUCGUCUUUCCCCCAUAUUCCGAGGCUUUCGGACGGAAAAGACUAUAUGUCAUCAGCGCUGCAUUGUUUAGUGGCUUUAGCAUAAUGAUUGCGGCCGUACCUUCGAUGGGAGCAAUGGCUGCCGGGCGAGUCUUGACCGGUUUGGCUUCGGCCGUACCAACCGUUAUAGUCACAGGCAGUAUUGAGGACAUGUUCAACGCACGGGACCGGAUCUGGCUCGUCUUUGCGUAUAUGGUGGUCGCCAACUGCGCGGUAGCCUUGGGCCCUGUGAUGAGUGGGUAUAUCACCGCUCAGCUAGGAUGGAGAUGGGUGUUUUACAUCUCGGGUAUUGUUACGGGUUUUGCGGCGGUGUUGCUGCUGGGCAUUCGAGAGUCGCGGCCGUCGCUUCUUCUCACGUGGGAAGUCGACAAGCUGCGUCAGGUGACGGGCGACAUGAGUCUUCAGGAGCUGAACCCCGACACCACGCCCAAGAUUCGUGAUUUCGUGCGCGAGGGGCUCCUGCGGCCAGUCCGGCUCUUCUUCACUGAACCGAUUGUAUGUGCCUGCUCGCUAAUGAGCGGGUGGAGCGUUGCUCUCCUGUACCUCUUCACUGAAUCUCUGCCUACCAUCUACGAAUCCAUGGGCUUUGGACAGCAAGAAUCCAACUUGCCAUUUAUCGCUAUGGGGCUGGGUUUCAUACCCAGUAUCGUGGUUCGGUUGAUGGAUCAACGUGUCGCAGCGCAGCGGCACCGCGACGGGCUUCCCUUGCUUCCCGAGAACAAGCUGGUUGGAAUCACCCUCGGGGCGCCGUUCCUCGCCAUUGGUCUCUGGUGGUUUGCUUGGAUGGUCCCUCCCGCCGUACAGGAAAUUCACUGGUUUACGACGCUUAUCCCGCUUUUCUUCAUUGGCUUCGCAAUCUACGAGUUCGGGACGGUGCUCUCGGGGUAUCUUGCGGACAGCUACCACAGCUAUGCGGCCAGUGCGUUCGCUGCGAUGUCACUGGCACGCUCGUUCUUAUCGGCACUAUUCCCACUGAUUGCGCCGAAGAUGUUCAGUGCCUUGGGGUCAAAUGUAGCUUUGUCGAUUUUGGCUUCAGGGGCACUUGCCUUCUGCCCGGUGCCGUUCGUCUUCCGGUACUAUGGGCAGAGACUGCGCGAACGGAGCAAGUUUGCGCAGUACAGUCUGCAGACCUCCGAUGUCGAGAAGGUCGACUUGUCAGGCGGUCAUCACAAAGACCGGCUAGCGCAGUUCGAGGAUCCAGAUGAGGGAUUGAGCGACGAGGAGAGGGCGAAGAUUGAUCGCGCCCUUCUCUGGAAACUCGACUUGAGAUUGGUUCCCUGGUUGAGUCUACUCUAUCUUAUUUCCUUCUUGGAUCGGACCAAUAUCGGCAAUGCGAAGCUCGUGCAUCUAGAAAGGGAUCUGAAUAUGAGCGAUAGCCAAUACAAUGCGGCACUCACCAUUUUCUUCGUUUCAUACUCGGUUUUUGAGCCUCUGACCAACGUUCUUCUCAAGCGUUUGCGACCCAGCAUCUUCAUACCAAUCAUCAUGGUCCUAUGGGGCGUAUGCAUGAUGUGUAUGGGCUUUGUCCACAACUGGUCCGGUCUCAUGGCUGUUCGCUGGUUUCUUGGACUAACAGAGGCCGGUCUCUUCCCAGGAGUCGGGUAUUUUCUCUCCUGCUGGUAUAAACGUUCCGAAUUCGGUGUGCGCAUGGCCAUAUUCUUCUCCGCUGCCGCUCUGGCGGGUUCCUUCGGUGGUCUCCUCGCCGCCGCCAUUGCCCUGAUGGAUGGAAAAGGUGGGAAACAGGGCUGGGCAUGGAUUUUCAUCCUGGAAGGUCUUGUGACGAUCGUUAUCGGUGUCUUGUCCUUCUGGAUGGUUUACGAUUUUCCGGACGAGGCGACAUUUUUGUCGGACGAUGACCGGAAGCGUGUCCUGCGCAGGCUGGCGUCUGAUCAACAGGCAAGUGCGGAGCACGAGAACUUUAAGAUGGCGUAUUUCUGGAAUAGUCUCAAGGAUUGGAAGACCUAUACGGGGAUGAUUAUUUAUAUGGGUGCAGAUGGGUGUCUCUAUGCAUUCUCGCUGUUCGUGCCCACUAUUAUCAACGAAUUGGGGUAUGCGGACAUCCACGCGCAGCUCCUCAGCGUACCACCGUACGCUGCCGCAGCAAUCAUAACAGUAGCAAUUGGCUUCAUCGCCGACCGAACCCGCCAGCGCGGAAUCUGCAACAUGCUCGUUUCCCUCCUUGGAAUCACGGGCUUCGCGAUGCUCCUGGGCGCAAAGUCCGCUGGGGCGCGGUAUGCGGGGACAUUCCUCGGAGCAAUGGGGAUUUACCCAGCCAUUGCGAACACAAUCUCGUGGACUAGUAACAAUGUCGAAGGAGUCUACAAACGAGGCGUGACCCUUGGCUUCGUCAUCGGCUGGGGUAACCUAAACGGCAUUGUCUCUUCAAACAUCUACCGCGGUGAAGACAAGCCGGAUUUCUACCCAGGUCAUGGGACGGUCCUUGCGUACCUCGUGCUCUUCCAGUUUGGAGGGUCGCUGCUACAGUAUAUUCUCCUGCGAAGGGAGAAUACGAAGCGCCGUCGUGGAGACCGAGAUAGCUGGACGGAGGGACUAGACGAGAGCGAUGUUCAGCUUUUGGGUGAUAAGAAGCCGGACUUUAUAUAUACACUCUGA